CCGCCCGCCGCCCGCGUCCCUCGCCGGCCAUGCCGCCCCGCCGCGCCCCUGCGCCCGCGCCCGCCUGGGCCCUGCCGCUGCCGCUGCUGUUGCUGCUGCUGCUGCCCGCGGGGCCCCGGGUCGGCGGCCGGGCCAGCCCCGUGCCCGCCGCGCCCCUGCCGCCGCCCGGGCCGUGCGCCGAGCAGCCCUGCCGGAACGGGGGCGUGUGCACCCCGCAGCCCCCCGCGCCCGGCUACCGCUGCGCCUGCCCCGCCGGCUUCGGGGGCGCCGACUGCCAGCUUGUGGCGGACGCUUGUGCCAGCAACCCGUGUCGCCAUGGCAACUGCAGCAGCGGCGGCGGCAGCAGCAGCGGCGGCAGCGGUGGCAGCGGCGGCAGCGAGGACUAUUUCUGCAUCUGCGAGCAGGGCUAUGAGGGUCCCCACUGCGAGCAGCCGCUGCUGCCCGACCUCCCCGCCCCCGGCUGGACCGAGUCCACGGCGCCCAGACAGCUGCCGCCGGCCCCCGCGACCCCCGAGCCCGAGGCCAUCGCGCCCGGCUCCCAGGCCACCGUGACCCUGCCCACCUGGCAGCCGAAAACUGGCCAGAAGGUGGUGGAAAUGAAGUGGGACCAAGUGGAGGUGAUCCCGGACACAGCCUGUGGCAAUGCCAGCUCCAACAGCUCUGCGGGGGGCCGCCUGGUGUCCUUCGAAGUACCCCAGAACACUUCAGUCAAAAUCCGGCAGGACGGGGCUGCGUCGCUGAUCCUGCUCUGGAAGGUGCCUGCCCCGGGCUUCCAGCAGUGCUCCCUCAUCGACGGCCGCAGCGUGACGCUCCUGCAGGCGCCCGGGGGGCUGGUGCUGCCCGAGGAGAUGCUGGCCCUGGGCCACAACCACUUCAUUGGCUUCGUGAACGAGUCCGUGACUAAGUCCAUCGUGGCUUUGCGCCUGACCCUGGUGGUGAAGACCAGCCACUGUGUGCCGGCCGAGAGCCACGGCAGCGACCUGGAGUGCUCGGGGAAGGGGCGCUGCAGCACGGCACCCUCAGAGGCAACAUUUUCCUGUAGCUGUGAUGAUCAAUACGUGGGUCCUUUCUGUGAAGAAUUUGAUGCGUGCCAGGCGCACCCCUGUCAGAACAACGCCAGCUGCGUGGAUGCCAAGGAGAAGCAAGAGGGAAGCAACUUCACCUGCGUCUGCCUUGCAGGUUACACUGGAGAGCGCUGUCAAUCCAAGAUUGACUAUUGUGUCCUGGACCCCUGCAGAAAUGGGGGAACAUGCAUCUCGGAUCUCGGUGGAUUCAGCUGCCAGUGCCCAGAAGGCUACCUGGGUGCGGCGUGCGAGGAGAAGGUGGAGCCGUGCGCCUCGGGCCCCUGCCAGAACAACGGCACCUGCUACCCCGACGGCGUGCACUUCCGCUGCAGCUGCAGCGCGGGCUUCACGGGCCCCGCCUGCGCCCAGCUCGUGGACUUCUGCGCGCUCAGUCCCUGCGCCCACGGCACCUGCCGCAGUGUGGGCACCAGCUACAAAUGCCUCUGUGACCCAGGUUACCACGGCCUCUACUGCGAGGAGGAGUACAACGAAUGCCUGUCCGCGCCCUGCCUGAACGGUGCCACCUGCCGGGACCUGGUCAAUGGCUACGAGUGUGUGUGCCUGGCGGAGUACAAAGGGACUCACUGUGAAUCCUACAAGGACCCCUGCGCCAACGUCAGCUGUCUGAACGGAGGCACCUGUGACAGCGAAGGCCUGAACGGCACGUGCAUUUGCCCUCCUGGCUUCACAGGUGACGAGUGCGACAUUGACAUCAAUGAGUGUGACAGCAACCCCUGCCAUCACUCUGGCACCUGCCUGGACCAGCCCAAUGGUUAUACUUGCCACUGCUCCCACGGCUGGGUGGGAGCCAACUGUGAGAUCCACCUGCAGUGGAAGUCAGGCCACAUGGCCGAGAGCCUCACCAACAUGCCACGCCACUCGCUCUACAUCAUCAUCGGGGCCCUGUGUGUCGCCUUCAUCCUGAUGCUCAUCAUCCUCAUCGUGGGCAUCUGCCGCAUCAGCCGCAUCGAGUACCAGGGCUCGUCCCGCCCCGCCUACGAGGAGUUCUACAACUGCCGCAGCAUCGACAGCGAGUUCAGCAGCGCCAUCGCGUCCAUCCGGCAUGCCAGGUUUGGAAAGAAAUCCCGGCCCGCGAUGUACGACGUGACCCCGAUAGCCUAUGAGGAUUACAGCCCCGACGACAAGCCCCUGGUCACACUGAUCAAAACAAAAGAUUUGUAAUCUUUUUUGGGAUUUUUUUCAAAAAGAUGGGAUACUACACUCAUUUAAAUAUUUUUAAGAAAAGACAAAGCUUAAGACAUUUAAAAGUUAGCUACUCAAGAGUUUUCGGUAGAAUAUUAAAGAACUAAUUUUCGGCAGCUUUUAGUUUGAAAAAAUAUUUUAAAAACAGAAUUUGUGAAACCCAUAGAUUCGUUUUAAUGUACUUUCAGCUCUCUGAAACUGUAUGCUUUGACUAGUAUGGGCUUUUUUUUUUUUCUUUGUCGACACUAUCACCAAACCCAGAUUCAUUUCUGUGGUUGGUACAGAAUAAGUCUAAUCCAGGCCAAGUUUGUGUUUGACGUGUGAGUGCCGGCUUUCUGAGUAGAGUUAAGGAACCCAUGUAGAGUUUGAUGUAUAAUACAGUAUACCCGUUAAUUAAAAAAAAAAAAGAAGUCUGAACUGUUUGUUUUGUGAAAAAGAAACUAGUUAACUCUUUUCUUCCUAACCCGAAUGACAUUAGCCUCAGCCUUAUUCUGUGCAUGGGUAAGUAACUUUUUUCUGCCCUGUUUUGUUGAACCUUGAGAAACAUCCUUUUGAGUUUGUUUUUGUCACUUUCGUAACUGUCCUCAAACUAGGCCUUGAAAACCUGCAUAAUGAAAGGGUCUCAUGAAGGUCCAUUAUGGAAGCUGUUUUCUUUUCAAAGUCAAGGUUUUCUAUUGUGAGUAAAUUAAAUUUCUGUUGGAAUUGUUGCUAAAAAGGUAGUAACCGUAGGAAAGUACCGGUCCUUCCAGUAGUGAGUAUUUCUCAUAGUGCAUCUUUAUUUAUAUCCAGGACAUUUUCGUGGCUGUAUUUGAUUGAUAUGUGCUUCUUCUGAUUCUUGCUAAUUUCAAAGAAUAUUGAAUAAAUGUUAUCAAGUCAAGGA
Molecule: messenger RNA, 3147 nt
Organism: Sorex araneus (European shrew)
Lineage: Eukaryota; Metazoa; Chordata; Mammalia; Eulipotyphla; Soricidae
Gene: DNER
Product: delta/notch like EGF repeat containing
Exons: 13
Coding region: 30-2246 (738 amino acids)
Biological process (GO): establishment or maintenance of epithelial cell apical/basal polarity; heterophilic cell-cell adhesion
Cellular component (GO): plasma membrane; protein-containing complex
Molecular function (GO): calcium ion binding
Source: RefSeq, a predicted model, not a curated record